Messenger RNA from Anguilla rostrata (American eel), 2732 nucleotides. RefSeq names its product spartin-like. Gene Ontology annotation, cellular component: plasma membrane. The transcript has 10 exons. The record is from RefSeq and is a predicted model, not a curated record. Lineage: Eukaryota; Metazoa; Chordata; Actinopteri; Anguilliformes; Anguillidae. Bases 192 to 2123 code for a protein of 643 amino acids. Gene Ontology annotation, biological process: negative regulation of BMP signaling pathway; cell division.
ACUUACAAGCUGUAUUAUCAAGAAGCGCAUGAUUCAGUCAGUGUAGCGUAGUUAGCCUGCUAAUCAUAUUAACUAUGCCACUGUGAGUGUUUGGUCUAACGUCUAUCUUUGGGUUCACUGUACAGACUUGAGUUGAUUGUUUUAAGAUUUGCUUGCUAACUAAAUAUUGUCAAGCGUGAAUUCUACGGGGCAUGGAGAAAGCCAAACAGGAGGCGUUUGAUAAAGCCAGGCUACAGGUCAUAAAGGAUGGCUAUGAGAAGGCCUUUGAGUGCAUAAACACGGGUCUGACUGAGGACGAGGUGGGCCAUAAGCAGCAGGCACUACAGCUGUACAGAGAGGGGCGGCAGCACCUCCUCAGGGCCAUCACCGUGCCUGCCCAGGGGGAGGAGUGCGUGGGCGAGGCCUGGGACUCCGCCCGCCAGAUGCAGCAGAAGAUGCAGGAGACCCUGAACAACAUCACCACCCGCCUGGCCGCGAUGGAGACGUCCGCUGAGCCCGAAACGACGACAGCCAACGCGACGCCAGGGGCGGGCGCUGCUGGGGCCGCCCACCAGUCCCUCUACCCCAAACUCCCCCCCAGUGAGAAACCAGAGAGGCCAGCUCCGCCCAACGUCCUCUUGCCCAACGGCCAGCCAGUCGGAGCCGGGGGCAGAGUGUUUCCAGGAAACCAGGCGCCUCUGCCCAUCCCCGGCGACUUUCCCCCGGCCUACUCGGCCCAAGCGGCUGAGGGCCAUGUCAGCAUCUCGUACGGCACAGACUCCGGGGAGAUGUCGCUGGUGGGGGACGAGUUCUAUGCCCAGAGGUCGGGCUCCAGCAGCUCCCUGCAGGAUUUGGGGGAGGACGGAGAGGUGCUGCUCCUCCUCCCUCAGGGGGUGCAGAUAUUCUUUGUUACGCCCGACGGGCAAGUCAGCGCCCCCUCUUACCCCGGGUACCUGCGUGUCGUCAAAUUCACCAGCGAGAGCCCGGCCAGCGCCCCCAACAGGCCACCGGCAUUCCUGCAGGUAUGCGACUGGCUGUACCCCCUGAUGUUCACAGACUCGCCAGUGUUGCUGUGCAACACCGGAGUGUUCAUGUUCCCUGACCUGAUGGCCCCCACGCAGGGGUCCUAUGUGGGGGUGGUGCUGUCCUCUGAACUGCCUGCUUCAGAUCGGGAGCUGUUUAAGGACGUCCUCUCGCAGCUCACCGAUCUCAGAGUGCAGAUUUCAGGGGUAUUUGAGUCUUUAAAAGAUGUGUUUACAAAGGCUCCAGACGGAACCGGCGACUCCAUUGAUCUGAGCCAGAAGGUUCCCCUGGUUCCCCCCCAGGAGGAGUCCCUAGUCGAGGAUGAGAAGCUCCUGCCAGAGUGGAGCGAGAAGGUGGCCCAGGGCAUCCUCUCAGGGGCUUCGUGGCUGAGCUGGGGAUUGGCGAAAGGAGCGGAGUACACUGGCAAGGCCAUCCACAUGGGGGCGUCCAAACUACGGGAGCACAUCACCCCUGAGGACACACCCACCAUCGUCAGCCCCACCGUCACCAAAGGGCUGCACGUUGCCAGGCAGGCCACUGGGGGCGCUGUCAAAGUCAGCCAGCUCCUAGUGGAAGGCGUGUGCACCGUGGCAGGACGUGUCGGCAAGCAGCUGGCGCCUCGGGUAAAGAAACACGGGGGCAAACUGAUACCAGAGUCCCUGAAAAAGGACAAGGACGGGCGCUCCAACGUAGACGGGGCCAUGGUGGUCGCAGCCAGCGGCAUGCAAGGGAUUACAGGUGCUCGGCGUGCGAUUCUACAGCAACAACGUGGCUCAGCUUGUUGUCCCUUAGCCGUGAUUCGCGACCAUGUGGAUGAGCCUGGAGGCGGCGGCCAAGAACAUCGCCAAGAGCAUGGCCACGGAGACGGUCACCACUGUGAGGCACAAGUACGGCACGGAGGCCGGCCAAGCCACAGACAGCGCCGUGAACUCCGCCAUCAACGUAGGCGUGACCGCCUUCAACAUCGACAACCUGGGCAUGAAGGCUGUGGUGAAGAAGACGGGCAAGGAGACGGCCCAGGCCAUCCUGGAGGACUACAGGAUCCAGGACCAGCCCAAGGACGAGAAGCAAGAAAAGAAGCCAGGAAGAAAGCCCAAAUAGCCCGGCGUGUUCGGACCUAGAGUUUAACUCCUCUAUACUUCUCCUUAGAGCCUUAAUACAUUUGUCUGUGUAAAGGAACUAUCUAUAUUUAAAUGCUUUAUGUUUUAGUAUUAAUACUGUGUGCACUGUCUGGCAGUCAUAUAUAUGUGUGUGUGUGUGUGUGUGUGUGUGUGUGUGUGUGUGUGUGUAAAUUGGAGUUGGUGGUGCUUCGGGGGGCAGCAGGUGAUUUCACCAUCCAAGCUCCUUUUAACUAAAUUGUUAAGAUUAUCUGUAUUGUUUUCAGUUGUUCAUCCAGUUUACGAAGGUGCGCAGAAGUGACUCAGGUACAGAGGCUUAAAAAAUGGCUGCUUCUCUAUUUAAAAAAAUGGUUCCAGAAGCUUUUCUCAGACAGGGCCUUCUCUGUAACCAAAUUCUUUUUAGCCCUUGUCAUGACCUCAGUAAACCUCUUUAUACUACAAGCUAAAAUGUUUGUGGUGUCACAUUCUAUUUGUGGUAAAUGGCAAACUGAACUAUAAUGUUAAUGACCCAUUAAAAACUAAAAUAUGAACAAAUUCUUAAACUGUGAAGAUGUAUUACUUAACAUAUUGACUAUACAAAUUAAUAAACCAUGGCAUUGGUUUAAUUAGAAA